Molecule: messenger RNA, 412 nt
Organism: Diabrotica balteata
Lineage: Eukaryota; Metazoa; Arthropoda; Insecta; Coleoptera; Chrysomelidae
Source: the annotation of a GenBank genome assembly
AUUGUAGUUUCCCAUCUGCAACAGCUAAAGUCGUAGAGUUAAAAUGAAGUAUUUUAUUUGUGUCGCUGUCGCCAUUUUGGCCGUAUCUUGUGCCGAAGGUGGUUUAUUAGCCGGUCCAACUAUUUUAUCAGCACCUAUUGGCCCAAUAGCUAAAGUUGGAAUCGUGUCUCCUGUUCCAGCAGCUGUGUCAAUUGGAUCCCCAUUAGGAAUUUCUCCUCUAGGAUUAGGUGGUCCACUACGACUCGCUUCUCCAAUUGGUUUAGGAGCUGUGAGAAUAGCUAGUCCUAUUGGUGUUCCAGCUAUUGGUAUUCCAAGUGUUGGCGUUCCUAUUGGACUUGGAAAAGUGUGGUGAUUAUUAAAAAUGUAUUUAUUGUUCUAUUCGAUUUUACCAUAAAAUAAACACAUUUUAAGU